Molecule: messenger RNA, 673 nt
Organism: Sitophilus oryzae (rice weevil)
Lineage: Eukaryota; Metazoa; Arthropoda; Insecta; Coleoptera; Curculionidae
Exons: 3
Coding region: 142-507 (121 amino acids)
Source: RefSeq, a predicted model, not a curated record
AACCGUUUGAACCCCCAAGCUGUUUUAAUGCUUUGUGCGUUCUUAAACAGUUCCAUUAAAGGAGUCGACGAACAAAGGCGAUCAAGAAAUUAACAACUAGUUUAGUUUUAUUUUUGUAUACGUUAUUUUUGCAAUAGUUAGAUGAAAACAUCAUCGACAAUUUCCAAAAUAGAAGAUUUCAGUGUGAUUGACUUCGGUUUUUGUAAAGACUGUUUGGAAGAAGAGAUAAAAAUGUCUGUUCCACAGGGAGCUUUUGCGUCCAUCAAAGUAAGAAAAAAUAUGAACAAAAUGAUUGAUGAUUAUGCUCCUACGAAACAGGAACCAUCGAAGUAUAACAGCAAAUACAUGAACAGUAUUUGGGGCAUGUACAACAGAUUUUCUGUUCAUAAUCUAAAAAAAUUAACGGACUCCAAUGCAUCGCAAUCUACUGUGCAAGGUGUUAAGGGCUUGAAUGCCUCUUCUCAACUGUCUGUAUCAGUAGAAAGAAUUUCGAAUGUGCCGCUAUGAAAAUGUCUGGAGUCAUAAUAAUUAUUUAAUAAUAAUUUUCGAGUGAAAUAAGGCUUAAUUUAUUUUACUGACAUACAUUAGUUUGUGACUCUGGUUUGUGACAAAUAAUAUAAUUAUUUUUCUGCGGUAUAAAUUAUUUUUAUAUAAUAUAAUUCUUUUCGAUGUU